Messenger RNA from Mus pahari (shrew mouse), 1780 nucleotides. RefSeq names its product carbonic anhydrase 10 (gene Ca10). Bases 584 to 1570 code for a protein of 328 amino acids. Gene Ontology annotation, molecular function: carbonate dehydratase activity; zinc ion binding. Lineage: Eukaryota; Metazoa; Chordata; Mammalia; Rodentia; Muridae. The record is from RefSeq and is a predicted model, not a curated record. The transcript has 9 exons.
CAGGAGAACUGGCAUGAUCGGAGACAGCAGCCACCCUUUGACCAUGCCCCGGUGAAGGGGGGCGGACUUCGAGGGCAACUUGUCGCGGACUACCUGGCCUCAGCUAGCCUACCGAAAGAGAGCAAGAGCCCGGAACUCUACAGCUCGGCCCAGCGGGGGGCUGUUGUCUAUGUCUUCUUGGGGCGCCCGGCGGUUCGGGGUCUCGGUUUUGCAGGAAAAGCCCAACGCUGUUGGCUUCAGGUGGCUGCCGCCGCCGCCGCCGCGGUCGCCGCAAGUGCCGUUUCCGCCACUGGUGAGAGGAGCUGAGACACAAGAGCGGGGAGACCUCCGAGGCAACGAGGCAUCGGACAUGUGUCAGCACAUCUGGGGAGCACAUUCGAAGAGCCCGAGGGGAGAUUUGCCGAAACAAUUCAAACUGCGUUAUUGAUCUUGGGGGUGCCUGUCCCUGGCUGGCUGUCGGGUGGGAGCGCGAGUGUGCGCUCUCUGGAGAGAGUGUGCGUGUGUGUAUGUGUGUACCGAGUCGGGCUCCCCCCUUCCCCCCUGUUUUCCCGUCGAGUGAUGCACCUGGAAUGAGAAUCAGAGGAUGGAAAUAGUCUGGGAGGUGCUUUUUCUUCUUCAAGCCAAUUUCAUCGUCUGCAUAUCAGCUCAACAGAAUUCACCAAAAAUCCAUGAAGGCUGGUGGGCAUACAAGGAGGUGGUCCAGGGAAGCUUUGUUCCAGUUCCUUCUUUCUGGGGAUUGGUGAACUCAGCUUGGAAUCUUUGCUCUGUGGGGAAGCGUCAGUCCCCUGUCAACAUAGAGACCAGUCACAUGAUCUUCGACCCCUUUCUGACACCUCUUCGCAUCAACACUGGGGGCAGGAAGGUCAGUGGGACCAUGUACAACACUGGAAGGCAUGUCUCCCUCCGCCUGGACAAGGAGCACUUGGUCAAUAUUUCAGGAGGACCCAUGACAUACAGUCACCGCCUGGAAGAGAUCCGGCUACACUUCGGGAGUGAGGACAGCCAAGGGUCUGAGCACCUCCUCAAUGGUCAGGCCUUCUCCGGGGAGGUACAACUCAUCCACUAUAACCACGAGCUAUACACAAAUGUCACAGAAGCUGCGAAGAGCCCGAAUGGAUUGGUGGUCGUUUCUAUAUUUAUUAAAGUUUCUGAUUCAUCAAACCCAUUUCUUAAUCGAAUGCUCAACAGAGAUACUAUCACAAGAAUAACAUAUAAAAAUGAUGCAUAUUUACUACAGGGACUUAAUAUAGAGGAACUGUAUCCAGAGACCUCUAGUUUCAUCACUUAUGAUGGGUCGAUGACUAUCCCACCCUGCUAUGAGACAGCGAGUUGGAUAAUAAUGAACAAGCCUGUGUACAUAACCCGGAUGCAGAUGCAUUCCCUACGCCUCCUCAGCCAGAAUCAGCCAUCGCAGAUCUUUCUGAGCAUGAGUGACAACUUCAGGCCUGUCCAGCCACUCAACAAUCGCUGUAUCCGCACCAACAUCAACUUCAGUUUACAGGGGAAGGACUGUCCUAACAACAGGGCCCAGAAGCUACAGUACAGAGUAAACGAAUGGCUCCUCAAGUAGGGAACUAAGCCAAGAAGAAUCCCACCUCAGUGAAAUUCUACAACUGUGAAUUGACGUAACCCAGAAUGCCCCCCUUCGACCCUGUCCUUCCUCCCCUAAGCCUUUCACUCUUUGGAUUGGCCCCCCUUUUCAUGAAAAUUGUCUGCAAAAAUGUUUCAGAGGAGUGCAUUUGUCUCUCUCUCUCUCUCUCCACACACACACACACACACA